Messenger RNA from Staurois parvus, 933 nucleotides. NCBI's taxonomy places the organism in Eukaryota, Metazoa, Chordata, Amphibia, Anura, Ranidae. The record is from the annotation of a GenBank genome assembly.
AUGAUCGCCAUGAACAAGACUCAACUGACCAUGUUUGAAUUGGCUGGACUAACUAAUGACAAAAACCUCAUUCCGUUCCUUUUUCUAUUCUUUUUGGCUGUAUAUGUGAUCACCAUAAUGGGUAAUGUUGGGAUGAUGGUUAUUAUCCAAGUGUUUUCUAGUCUUCAUACUCCAAUGUACUAUUUCCUGAAUUACCUCUCUUUGGUGGACCUCUUGUACUCCUCUACCAUAACUCCUAAAAUUUUGGUUGACCUCAUUUCAUCAAAGAAGUCAAUUUCAUUUAUUGGUUGUGCCUUUCAAGUAUACUUCUAUGCUGCUUUGGCAGGUGUUGAAGUUGUACUUCUGUCAAGCAUGGCAUAUGACCGAUAUGCAGCUAUCUGCCACCCUCUCCGCUAUGCUUUAAUAAUGACCAAACCUAAAUGCACUGGACUGGUCCUCCUGUCUUUCGCUGUUGGCUUUUUCCAGUCAGCAGCACAAACCAGCUGUUUAUUUAGUCUCGAGUAUUGUGGGUCUAACUUCAUAGAGCAUUUCUACUGUGAGAUACCUCCAGUACUUAAGUUGUCCUGCUCCGUUUUAGUAGUAUUUGUAUUAUAUUUAUUAGUAGUAGUAGUAGUUGUUGUAUUAUAUUUAUUAAUAUUAUUAUUUGUCUCCUAUACUCUUAUUAUAUCAGCCAUUCUACAGAUGAAAUCCACCAAGGGUCGACAGAAGGCAUUUAGUACAUGCUCCUCCCAUCUAAUGUGUGCUACCAUAUUUUAUGUCACUGUUUUCGUCACCUACUUACACCCCUCUUCUAGCCAUCUUGAGAAACAAAAUAAGGUGGCCUCUGUCUUCUAUGCAGUGGUGACCCCAAUGCUGAAUCCUCUUAUCUAUAGUCUGAGGAACCAGGAGGUGAAGAGGGUUAUAUUGCAAUUACUGCAAAAACAUAAACAUUGA